AUGUCUGUUCCUUUAACCAAAGUCGAUUCCGCCAUCGCUGGCUUGUCCAUAUCUGGUGAGAAACCCGACACUGAAAAGGAGGUCAAGACCAAGACCCAUAGACGGUCCUCCUCAACGGCAGAAGGUGUCUGGAACAUCAAGGACCUUGAAGAGCAAAAGAUGGACAUUGAACUACCAAUCGAAACGCAGAAGACUGGGUGGAAACUCAACACCUCCCCCUCAACCAUUGAGGACAAAGAAAUCCUCAAAAUGUUCCUCGUCACCCCACCCGUCAAGAAGAUUGACCUACACUUCCCCCUUGGCCUAGAAGUCACCGCACGGAACCUCAAGGGCGUCACAAUCAAGGACGCAUUAGAUGCCAUCUACAAGCAGUUCAAGAAGAAGGCGGAUGAUGAACUUGACAAACCCUACCUCGCUGGUUUCGAGUGGGACAAGGAAGAGUGCUGGACCCGAUUGAUCGUGCAUCAGAAGAAGGAGGGUGCACCACAGCCAAGCAAAAAGAGCAAGAAGAAGUCCAAGGACGAGGCAUAG
This is a messenger RNA of Penicillium verrucosum, 531 nucleotides long. RefSeq lists its product as uncharacterized. The record is from RefSeq and is a predicted model, not a curated record. Bases 1 to 531 code for a protein of 176 amino acids. The transcript is spliced from 4 exons. Lineage: Eukaryota; Fungi; Ascomycota; Eurotiomycetes; Eurotiales; Aspergillaceae.